CUCAUUUAUUUGAUUCCAUAACAGCCCUACUGGAUGUUUUGGAACUACUAUCACAAUCAUCAUGGGUGACGUCAUCGAACAAACGUCUUCUUUAAUAUUUCAAAACUCGGGUGAUCAAACAACUGGUGAAUUCGACAAAAUUGACGAUGGGUGUUUAGGUUCAAAUUUUCUUGAUUCAGACAGAUUUCAGAGCAGCCAGAAUCGUCCCAUCACAUUUGAGAACGCCGCACGUGAGCGCUCUCGUGUGAAAACGCUGCGAGGGGCGUUCCUGGAGCUACAGCGCACGUUACCGGCGGUACCCCCGGACACGAAACUGUCAAAACUGGACGUGCUUGUUCUAGCCACCACCUACAUCGCCCAUCUGAUGCGGACUCUGAGGGAGGACGAAGACGAGAACCAAAUAUUUGCUGCUAAUGGGAUCAUGCAUCCAGUUAAGAAAUGGCCGAUGAGAUCGCGCCUGUAUGCCGGGAUAUUGUCCAGCACCUUUCCCGCCCAGGGUCAGAGGAGGGCAACAAAUAACAACGCCUGCUCAUCGAUGACGUCCCAGAACAAACAAGCACAUUGGAAAUGUCGAACAAGGCCUAAACAAACUGGUUAUAUGAACCACGAGCCGAUGUAAUGU
Mizuhopecten yessoensis (Yesso scallop) is the source of this 622-nucleotide messenger RNA. Its product is annotated as transcription factor 24-like. The coding region runs from base 62 to 619 and encodes 185 amino acids. The record is from RefSeq and is a predicted model, not a curated record. NCBI's taxonomy places the organism in Eukaryota, Metazoa, Mollusca, Bivalvia, Pectinida, Pectinidae. Gene Ontology annotation, molecular function: DNA-binding transcription factor activity, RNA polymerase II-specific; RNA polymerase II transcription regulatory region sequence-specific DNA binding; protein dimerization activity. Gene Ontology annotation, biological process: regulation of transcription by RNA polymerase II; developmental process. The transcript has 2 exons.